Messenger RNA from Fonsecaea erecta, 2127 nucleotides. RefSeq lists its product as hypothetical. Bases 1 to 2127 code for a protein of 708 amino acids. Gene Ontology annotation, biological process: regulation of DNA-templated transcription. Gene Ontology annotation, molecular function: zinc ion binding; DNA-binding transcription factor activity, RNA polymerase II-specific. The transcript has 4 exons. NCBI's taxonomy places the organism in Eukaryota, Fungi, Ascomycota, Eurotiomycetes, Chaetothyriales, Herpotrichiellaceae. The record is from RefSeq and is a predicted model, not a curated record.
AUGUCACAAUCUGAGGUGCCAAAACCAACCCGGAAGGGCACAAAGAGCUGUGCCGAGUGUAGGCGUCGCAAAAUUCGCUGCAUUCGAAGGUCCGAAGACGCAGAAACAUGUCGAAGCUGUGACGACCGAGGCUUGAAAUGUGUCGCUCAAGUGUUCACUCUUCGGCCAGUUCACGAGCAGAGGAUCCCGUCGCGUCAUCGGAUUGCCCUGCUGGAGUCCGAGGUCACCAGUCUGCGCAAGGCUGUGCGGGAGAUCCAGUCGAAGCUAGGUUACCAAGUAGCGGACCUCGCAGGACCAGCUUCUAUUCAGCCUGCUAGCAGCCCGGGAGACGAUGUCUCCGAUGAUGAAUCUAAUGGCUCGGACGUCUUUGCGACGGAACAUCCGUUGCACCUUCGCUCACUGUUUCAGAAUGACUGGCUGAGUGGUGACUUUGGCCGACAGGAUCAGCAACUCCAGGAACGCAAAGCCAAGGCAUCUGCCCAUCUUCUGGAUCUGGCCAGGCAGACACUGCAACAGUUGAUCCCCCAGAGAGACGACGUUGUAGAGAUGGCCAGGACGGCCUCGAAAUGGAUUAAUCUAGUUCAUGCCAUACUUCCGCAACCGUUUGCGGUGAAAUCUCAGCGGGAACUACUGGACAGCUAUGAAACCAUGUGUGCGCCGGAUGCUGAUACCAUGAACUUGGCGUCGUGGCUGCUCGAUCUUGCCGUCACGGCCCAGCAAGAGCCACAGGACCAAGGAAGUCCUGAAACGUCGCUGAAGAGGUUUCACAGAAUAUCGGACUUCUCCCGAGCAAUCUCUGAUGCCGUGGAGAGGACACUGAUAUCCCACGAUCGGCUGAUGGGAACAACACAAGGAUUGGGGAUGGCCAUGCAUUUCCUUCGGCUUCAAAUAAGCCAGGGCAAUUUCCAGAAAGCAUGGAUCCGCAUGCGACACUUUGUGGCAAUGGCAGAGCUUCUGGGGCUGCCAAAAGCCUCUCAAGGCUUCCAGCCGAGCGGUAUCGCCGGUGCACCAAACCCGGUACAGCUCGAAAAAAUCCAGCUCUGGGAAUUCAUGUGCUCCGCUGAAAGAUUACUUUGUAUGGUCAUCAAUCGUCCGCCUGCCACCCGGCGCUUCGAACACACAAUUGCCCAGCCACUCACAAUCAACGGCAACGUCCAAGUCCACGUUUACCUUAACAAAUUGACGGACAUCACGGCCAAGUUCGAUGCUUUGGACGAUCUCGGCGGCACCCAUGGAUCUAGCGCGCAGGCGUACGCCUACGCUCUGGAGCUCGAUCGAGAGCUGCGAGUUCUUGCCUCUCAAACUCCAAAGUCUUGGUGGGAUCUGGACUUUGUGCAUGUCAAACCAGAAAAUCUUUGCCAACUUCUACAUUAUUAUUUCCUAAUGAGGGUCCAUUUGCCCUUUACGAUGCGCCAGGACCCGGCAGAGGGAAACAUGUACAGCCGCCUGACUUGCAUGGAAGCUUGUGAAGCGGUUGCGCAACGAUAUCAGCCCCUACGCCGUCUGCUCCCAUCUGGCAUUUUUCUCUCUCCGAUCAUGGAUCUCCAAGCAUUCACGGCAACAAUCGUCCUUCUCCUGACAUCCCACAGCGGACCCUCCGGCAAUGGCCUUGAUUCAGAGGCGAACAAAGCCAGAGUACAGGGCAUUGCCGCGCAAGUACUCCAGGUCAUGGACGAAAAAUCUCGUGAUGCGGCAAAUUCCAGCUUUGCGCGGCUCGGCGCUUUAACCAUUCGUUCCCUCAAUGCUCUGCUCCAGCAAAACGGCGACUCUACAGACUCUCGUCAAUUAGAUUUAAAGGUGCCACUGCUCGGAAAUGUUAAUGUGCGCCGCAACAUCAACCCUUCGCAGGUGCCAGCCACGUCCGACCAACAGCCUUUCCAGGUUCAACCGGAUACCGGCCUAUGGAGACCGCACGACCAGAUCCUGCACCAGCAGCCCGGUAUCAUACCCGUGAACACCAGCUCGCAACUAGCUUUGGCUCAGACCACAGCUGAGUGGGGAUUGAAUCCUCUCUCGUGGUCUUUCGACACCCAUGACAACUUCAUUCAAGAUGCCUUCAUGGCGGAUACGUUCGACCAGACUGGGAUGUGGCAAACCGACUACAAUGGCUUCCAAUCGAAUACAUAG